GUGAAAUAGAAGAAAGGGUUUGGGUUAAAAUACUCUGAGAGGCCGGAAAAAGGCACAGACCAUGGGAACAGCAGUUUCGGCAUGAGGUUUCGAUUCGAAGCACCCAAACAUCGUUAGGUAUAUCGGUGCGUCUCGAAAGCCGAUGGUUUGGUGCAUCGUGACGGAGUAUGCCAAGGGAGGUUCGGUUAGGCAUUUCCUGACGAAGAGGCAAAAUAAAUCUAGACGUUGCCAGGGGCAUGGCAUUUGCGCACGGACCUAACUUUACUCACCGGGAUUUGAAGUCUGAUAGCCGCUGAUAGCUCCAUCAAUAUUGCAUACUUGGCGUCGCGCGAAUUGAGGUCAAGCCCGAAGAUAUGAUACCAGAGUCCGGGACUUAUCGAUGGAUGGCACAUUGCAGAGAAAUGAUCCAGAAUAGGCGUUACACCCAGAAAGUGGACGCGUAUAGUUUUGGAAUUGUUCUGUGGGAGCUAAUCGCAGGUCUUUUACCGUUCCGAAACAUGGCAGCAGUACAAGCGGCGUUUGCGGUGGUGAACAGGGGUGUACGUCCGACCAUCCCGAGGGAUUGCAUCCCUGUACUGAGCGAGAUCAUGACCCGCUGCCGGGACUCCAAUCCCGAGGUUCGCCCGUCGUUUCCUGAGAUGGUGAAAAUGCUCGAAGCCGCUGAAACUGAGGUAGUGAUGACGACAGUGCGGAAAGCCCGUUUCAGAUAUUGCAUGGGCUAA
This is a messenger RNA of Tarenaya hassleriana, 722 nucleotides long. RefSeq names its product serine/threonine-protein kinase HT1-like. Bases 354 to 722 code for a protein of 122 amino acids. The record is from RefSeq and is a predicted model, not a curated record. Gene Ontology annotation, molecular function: ATP binding; protein kinase activity. Lineage: Eukaryota; Viridiplantae; Streptophyta; Magnoliopsida; Brassicales; Cleomaceae. The transcript is spliced from 2 exons. Gene Ontology annotation, biological process: signal transduction; protein phosphorylation. Gene Ontology annotation, cellular component: cytoplasm.